GCUUGCUCGACGGAGCGCAGCCGCGGCGGCGAGGAGCAUGUGCAGCCCGGUGGAGCGGCGCCUGGCCGGGCUCCGAGAGGCGCUGCUGGGCGGCGAAGGGGCCGCAGCCAACGCCGUGUCCGAGCCGGGGCUGGAGGCGCUGCUCGACCUGCUGCUCUGCGUCUACCGGGAGUGCAGCGGCGCCCCCCUGCGGCGGGAGCGGAACGCGCAGCGCUUCUUGGACUGGGCUUCCUCUUUUGUGGCCAAAGUGAAGCAGCUGGGUCUGCGGCGAGAUGACUUUGAAAUCUUGAAGGUGAUUGGACGAGGGGCUUUUGGAGAGGUGGCGGUGGUGAGAAUGAAACAGACAGACAAGGUCUACGCCAUGAAGGUUCUGCAUAAAUGGGAGAUGCUGAAGAGAGCAGAGACGGCUUGCUUCCGGGAAGAGCGAGACGUGCUGGUUCACGGGGACAGACAGUGGAUCACCACCUUGCACUAUGCCUUCCAAGACAAUCACUAUCUGUACCUCGUGAUGGAUUACUAUGCAGGCGGCGACCUCCUCACUCUCCUGAGCAAGUUUGAGGACCGCUUGCCGGAGGACAUGGCUUGCUUCUACCUGGCCGAGAUGGUCCUGGCCAUCCACUCGCUCCAUCAGCUCCGAUAUGUCCACAGGGACAUCAAGCCAGACAACGUCCUUAUCGACACCAAUGGGCACAUCCGCCUGGCCGACUUUGGCUCCUGCCUGCGCCUGCGUCCGGAUGGCAUGGUGGAGUCUUCGGUGGCUGUGGGGACCCCUGACUACAUCUCCCCAGAGAUCCUGCAGGCCAUGGAGGACAGAAAAGGGAAAUACGGCCCUGAAUGCGACUGGUGGUCCCUGGGGGUCUGUAUGUACGAGUUGCUUUUUGGGGAGACCCCCUUUUAUGCCGAGUCGCUGGUUGAGACGUAUGGCAAGAUCAUGAACCACGAGGACCACCUGCAGUUUCCACCGGACGUCACCGAUGUCUCAGAGAGCGCCAAGGGCCUCAUCCGAGGGCUGCUCUGCCGCCAGGAGCUGCGCCUGGGCCAGAAUGGCAUCGAGGACUUCAAGCGCCAUCCUUUCUUUGAGGGCAUCGACUGGGACAACCUCCGCAGAAGCCAGCCCCCCUACACGCCUGAGGUGGCCAGCCCUGCAGACACAUCCAACUUUGAUGUUGAUGACGACAUGCUGAAGGAGUCGGAGACACUUCCGCCGGUAUCUCACGCUGCUUUCUCCGGCCACCACUUGCCUUUUGUGGGAUUUACCUUCACUUCUGGGAGCCCCCUCUCUGAGAGGCCGCCAGCCUCCUCCUCCAGCACCUCCAGCAUCGCCCAGCUGGAGAAACGGAUCCGCCAUCUGGAACGAGAGAAGCAGGAGCUGGCCCGGAAGCUGCAAGAUUCUCUGGCAAAGUCCCCCUCCAAGACGCCAGCCAAGGACUCCGAGUUCAGGAGCCUCCAGAACGAGAUGGUGGCUUUGCGGAAGCAGCUGGCAGAGAACCAGCUGGAGAGUGACAAGGUUCAAAGGCAGCACCAUGACAGGGUGGAGUCAGGCCAAGUGAAGACCUUGGAGCAGCGGGUGACAUUUCUGGAGGAGGAGAAUAAGAAGGCACUUCAGGAUGUGGCUGUUGCCCAGGAGCAGCUUCGAGCUCAGGCAUGGGAGCUGCAGGAAGAACAGCUCCGGCAGAAGGAGAGCUCUGAGGAGCUGCAGAGUGCCGAGGCAAAGUGCGGAGAGCUGCGGGCCCAGCUGCUGAGGCACUCCAGGCAGCUGCGGGAGCGGCAGGAGGAGACGGAGGCUGCGGCUCGGCGGGUGGAGGGGCUGCGCAAGGAGCUGGCCCGGACGGAGAGUGGGCGCAAAGAGCUGGAGGCUCGGAUCGAGGGCCUGGUCAGCGAGGUGUCCAAGCAGCGGAAGGGGAAGGAGAGGGCUGAGCAGCAGCUGCGGAGGCUGAAGAAGGAGCGGGAGGAGCUGCGGGUGAAGCAGAGCAUGUCCCUCUUCCACGCUGGUGGCUCCAAGCACACGGCGGGGGCUUCCUGCACCCCAAAGGAGGCACUCCAGGCUGAGAUGGCCCAAUGCCGGGAGCAGCUUCAGAAACCCAGGAGUGAACGGUGGGAAAACCUGGAACCAAAAGACUGGAAGAAAGAGCUGUGCAGUUUGACACCUGUGGAGAGCCACCGCACCUUGCACUCUCAGGACCAGGUGGAUUCACCCAGCGCUGACAUCCCCCACCUGGAUCAAGAACUGUGUGCCUCAGAGACACACAAGCUAGCCUUUGCCAACUGGGAGAUGCAGAUCACUGACAUCUUGCGGUGGGUGAGCGAUGAGAAGGAGUCCAGGGGCUACCUGCAGGCCAUGGCUACUCACAUGAUGGAGGAAGUGGAAGCUCUGAAGCAGACAGGCACCCAGAGCCCUGGGCCUAGAACCCCGGACACACUCUGGAAGGCUCGACGGCUGCAAAAAGUGGAGGCCUCAGCCAGGCUGGAGCUGCAGUCGGCGCUGGAGGCUGAGAUCCGGGCCAAACAAGGCGUCCAGGAGGAGCUGGACAAGCUGAAGGUGGCCCAUUUGGCGGCUAAGCGCCAAUUGCAGGAGGCAGAGAAUCAGAACAGGGUGUUGCAUCUGGAGCUGGAGAAGGCAAAGGCGGAGCUGAAGGGCCGGUCCCUGGAAGGCAUCAAGCACCAAGGACCUCUGAUUCCCUUCCUCUCCUUCCGAAGUGCCAACAAGGACGCAAUUGCUUUUGGGAGCUCCCCAGAUUCCCCGGAGGCCACAGAAGGGGCCCAGCUGCACCCAGAACAGCGGAGGAGCCUGCGGUCCAGCGCGUCGCAGUCCUCCACCCAGUCCGUAGUGGGCACCAUGGAGAGCAGCAGCAGCAGCAGCAGCUCUGGAUCCCUGAAGCCCAAGACCCACAGCUUCAAAACGCACAGCUUCUCCACACCCACCAAGUGCAUGCGCUGCACAUCGUUACUGGUUGGGCUGGUCCGGCAGGGCUUGGUUUGCGAGGCUUGUAACUUCAUCUGUCAUGUGUCCUGUGCCGGAGCAGCCUCCAUCUGCCCGCUGCCCCCUGAGCAGCUCCAGAAGACCCUGGGGGUCAACCCAGCAAGUGGGACAGGGACUGCCUUUGAGGGAUUCCUGUCGGUGCCCAAGCCUUCCGGGGUGAAGAAAGGCUGGCAGAGGGCUUUUGCAGUCAUCAGUGAUUUUAAGAUUUUCCUCUUUGAUGUGCCAGAGGGGAAGGCAGCACAGAGUGAUGGGAGCAUCAUGCAUGUCACGGACAUGAGGGAUGAGCAGUUCUCUGUGGCCCCGGUGCUGGCCUCGGAUGUCAUCCAUGCAAGCAGCAAAGAUGUGCCCUGCAUAUUCCGGGUGACAGCCUCCCAGCUGAGUUCCCCUCAGACCACCAGCUCCAUGCUGUUCCUGGCUGACAGCGAGGGCGAGAUGAGGAAGUGGGUGGAAGUGCUGGCAGAGCUGCACCGCAUCCUGCGAGAGAACCAUCACCACGACCGCGCCGUCUAUGUCCUCAAGGAGGCCUAUGACAACGGCCUGCCCUUCAUCCCCCACGCCCUCUCAGCAGCCAUCAUAGACCGGGAACGGAUCGUACUGGGCACAGAGGAUGGUCUCUUUUUGAUUCAUCUCCGGACAAAUGAUGUGCUGCAGGUGGGGGACUGCCGGCGGGUCCAGCUGCUCCUGCUGUCCCCACAGGCCCAGCUGCUCUCGGUGCUCUGCGGCAAGAACCACAGCGUCCGCAUCUUCUCUUGGGCGGAGCUGGAGACCCCGGAGGCUCCAGGGGCCAAAGUGGUGGAGGCCAAGGGCUGCCAGGCUGUGGCCGUGGGGCUCAUCUGCCGCAGCACCACCCCCGUGCUGUGCGUGGCCUGCCGUCGCCAGGUCCUCUGCUUCCAGCUGACGGCCACUCGCCCUCCGCACCGGCGCAUCAAGGAGAUCCAGGCUCCGGGCUACGUGCAGUGCCUGGAUGUGCUGGGGGACCGUCUCUGUGUGGGUUACCCAUCGGGCUUCUCCCUCUACCCUCUGCUCAACGAGGGCCCCCCUGUGAGCCUGCCCCACCCUGAGGAUCCCCGGGCAGCGGCCGUGUCCCAGAUGGAAGCUCUGAAAGCCGUUGAAGUCAGCCUGAGCGAGCUGAUCCUGUGCUUCAGUGGCUUUGGCCUCUACGUGGACGGGCAGGGGCGCAGGAGCCGCCCCCAGGAGCUGAUGUGGCCGGCACCCCCCCUCAGUUGCUGUUACAGUGCCCCUUACCUGUCAGUAUUCAGUGAGGACGCAGUGGAUGUGUUUGACGCCAGGAAAGCAGAGUGGAUUCAGACAGUCUCUCUGAAAAAGGUACGAGCCCUGAACCCCGAGGGCUCCCUCUGUACUUUUGGCAGCGAGAAGGUCCGCCUGACUUACCUCAGAAGCAAGGCAGCAGACCAGGAUGAGUUUGAAAUUCCGCAGAUGACAGACAACAGCCGGCGGCACCUUGUGAGGACCAGGCACAAGCGCCGAUUCUCCUUCCGGAUCUCCGAGGAAGAGCGGCAGCACCAGAGGAGGGAGAUGAUGCGCGACCCAAGCCUCCGCUCCAAGCUCAUCUCCGGCCCCUGCAACUUCAACCACCUGGUCCACGUUGGGCCGAGCAAGAGGCACCAUCAGCUGCAAGAGCUGCACGUGGCCCAGGAAGAGAAGAGGCAGGAGGCCCAAGUUCGGAUGCGCUGCAGUAGCCUCUCUGAGACCCGGCGGCCCUCCGCGGCCUCAGGCGCUGCAAACAGGACCCCAGGAGCCUCUGCUGCUGCUGCUGCUGCCACCUCCUCUUCUUUGAAGCACAAGACAGGCAGCUCUCUGUCUGGCAACUCCUUUGCUUUUCUGCCGGGCGUUGGCGCUGGCAGUGAUGUGCUGGCAGAGAUCUUGGAUCAACCUCGGAGCCUUCCUCCAUGCCCAGGAAGUGCCAGCUCCACAUGACGGGAUGGAAGCUGUUGGCGCCCGGCUGCAGACCUGCCUGGAGAGCUGGCCGCUUCUGACUCUCCUAACAAACUGUGUCCCUGCCUGGUGGAUGGAGCAGCCUGAAGCUAACGGGCAAAGCGAGGGUGGCACAAACCCAGAGGCCGCUUGGACCCUGCAGCCCCGGCCCAUGAAGCAGCGACCGUGGCACUUCAGCCUUCAAAGGCGGCCUGGAGCUGGUGGCCGGAUGGCGAUCAAUGCCAGUCCCAGCCAGCCUGCACAAUGAUGCCCUAAACCCUUUGCCUCAUCCUCACCGCAUCUCAGGGAAGGCAGCAGGCCAGGCCAAGCUGCUUCAGGGCAUUUUCCUGGUGGGUGCUACCAGCCCCCCCCCACUAUCUUCUCUCCCCCCCCCGCAAAAGCAGCAACAGUUGCAGGACCCCCUGCUUUGCCAGAAACCUUUUUAAGAGACCCUGAAGCUUACUUUUUAAAAAGCUACGCUAACUUCUGCAAUAUUCUAAGUAGAGGGGAAAGGUGGCACCCUCCCGCCGGCAGCAGCGGAGUCGUGGUGGUGGGAGGAGGAGCGGCCAUGAGGGGCAACCUCCAGACAUGGUCAGCAAAGAGCUGCAUCUUGGUGGGGGCAGGGGGAGCCCCUCUCAGGUAACGGCGCCAUCCUCUCAGCCAGAAAAAAACAUGCAGCAAAAAGUCACAAAGACGGUGCAGCUGGCUGCUUUUCUUGGGGGGGGGGAAGAAAAGGGUCAAAACCACAUUGCUCCUUCAUCAGCAUGUGGGUACCUAGAGGGGAAAUGGGGGCCGCUUUGCUCCUCCUCUGGCCCUCCUCCUCCUGCUGCUGCGCUACUUGCACUGAGCCAUGGUCUCACUUAGCAUUCUGUGCAAACCCAGGCUGGUGUGUUGUUGCACUCCCAACAAACUAUGAGCUGUAAGCCAAGGUUUGUCCUUCCUUUACAGCUAGAGGUUUGUUGCGAGCAAGACAACCCUUAUGGAGUAUCAUAAGCCAAACCAUGGCUUUGCAGGAGGGGGCAAAGCAGCUGUGAGCUCUUCUCUAGGGACCCGUCUGCCUGCCUGCGUAUCCGCAAGGCCUGCCUCUCCCCCUCCUCCUACUUCUGCAUUCUUAGGGAGUGAGAGAGAGGAGGCGCGCUCUGCACCAGGAGAGGGAAACUUGGGGCCCCUCCAGCAUCAUCCCGGCUGACCACUGGCCAUGCUGGUGGGGGUGGAUGGGAGUUGGAUCCUGCUCUCUGGAGGCACCCCAUUGCCCACUCCCAAGCUGCAAAAGCGAAGAGGCAGCCGUCUGCCACCGUCCUGCCCUGCCACAGAUGCAGCCGCCCUCUCUGCCCGCUGCCACCGCCAGCGACUGGCAGGCCGGGAAGCUGCCUGGGAAGGACGUGUUUUGUGCAGGGCCCUUUCGUUAAAGAGUUAAUUUAUUUGUCUACUUCUGCGUAAAGCAAUAAAACAGGCGAGAAUUACAUUACACACUGGCCAUACUGGAAACCUAUACAAAACAAUUAUUCUGUGGAGACAGAAAAAGUGCCUCUCCCCCCCUACCCCCCCCUUUGGGCGUUUGGAAUCCAAGCCUCAUGCACCAUGGGAGGGGAGACAGCACCCAGGGCCCUGGAAACAGUUCUUGGCAAGCGGAGACGGAGGCAGCAAACACCACCUCAAACAGCCCCCCCUUCUCUCUCCCCCCCCAAAAAAAACCUACCAGAAGGAAGAGAUUCAAAGACAUGCCAGAAACAGCCCUCUUGCCCCCCCUGCAGCUGCUGCAGCAAAGUAAGAUCCCCCCAAGGGGUGUGUGGCUGAGUCAGUCCAGUUUCCUGGCCCCCAGCUUCAUGGGGCCCUUGGCCGCCUUCCUCUCAGCACGCUUGGCCUCCAUCUCCUGCCUCCUCUCCUCCCGCUUCUUCCGCGCCAGCUCCGCCUUGCUCAGCCCUGCAGGCACAAAGGGAGCCCUGCGUCACGGUUCAGUCCCAGGGAAGCUGCGAUGGGGGGGGACGGGGGACAGGACAUAUGACUUACCCUGGUCCGACUCCAGCGCCUCCCAGUUCUCCUCGAGGCCCCAGUCCCCCAGUGCAUCCAUGUGUCUCUGGAAGAAGACGGGGGGGGAGGUCAAGGUGAAGAGACCCGUCUCUGGCCUGGAGAAGGAAAUCUGGAGGGGGGGGACAGCACUUUUUUCUCUUCCUCUCCCCCCCCCACUUGAACCACAGCCAAGCAGCGACAAUGGCAGUCAGACGGGACCACCAACUGGGUGCCCAGGUGGGCUGCAGGCACCCCCUUGCACUUCCUGUGCAUGGAUGAGCAAAGGCUUGCUUGGUGAGGAACAGGAUGCCGCCUUCCCUGGGUCAGCUCUUUGGCCCAUUCCGCUACACUGGGGUGGGGAACCUCACCUGUCCUCACUGCCACAGGCCAGCUUUGACCAGGGGCAGGACAACAUGCUGUCAAUCACCUGAUGUCAUUAUGAUGUCAGAUGGUUGGCAUGUGGGUUACCCCACCCCACUGUCAAAGUCCCUCGCAUGGUGCUUCCCUGAGGACCUGAUGGCCGGCUGGUUGUCAGGCGCUUGGGAACCACAGCGCAAGGUUCUGCCAGCUCAGGAAAACCCCGGCAGAGCUGCAUUCCGCAGGGAUCAGCUGUGCCCCCGCAGGCGAAAUGGCGGCAUCUCUACCUGCCCCACAGCUAUUGCCACAUGUGACGUGAGGUGUGGGCUGGGGAAAAUGGCCUCAUGGGCCAAAGUGGGGCCUAGAGGCUGGAAGGUAAGCUACUGUCCACCCCAGGGGUGGCCGGCUCCUAACCUGGGGGUAGAUCCAAGCAAGACCCCAAUGAGCCUGCUGGCGGCAGCAGCAGCAACGAAGCGAGAAGGAAAGUAAGAGAGUGCAGAUGGGGGUCAGCAGAGAGGUUGGACACUCCCUGCAGCCCCCCGCCCCAAUGGGGACGUAAAUCGCUCCUUCCCAAAUCUGUAUGGAGAAGUCGAGGGAGUGUUGUACGUGCGUGGCUGUGGGGUGGCCAGCCUCACUGCUGCCAGGAAAGGUGACCUACCUCUGGCCAGCACUGACCGGCAGUGGCUCUCCAAUGGCUCCCAGCCCCUCCCUGAAGAUACCAGAGACUGAACUGGACCCGUCCCACACGCUUUUGCUUGGGGUGUCCUAGCACAGUGGCAUGGCUGCUCCCUAAAUGGGAAGCUGCCUUCUACAAAGUCAGGCCAUGUUUGCAGCAUGUACCUCAGUGUUCUCUGCACUGACUGGCAGCAGCUCCCCAGCCCUACCUGGGACCUUCUGCAUGCAAGGCACCAGAGCUUGGAAAAGUUACUUUUUUGAACUACAACUCCCAUCAGCCCAAUCCAGUGGCCAUGCUGGCUGGGGCUGAUGGGAGUUGUAGUUCAAAAAAGUAACUUUUCCAAGCUCUGCAGGCACCUGCUCUGCCCCUGAGCCCGGCCUGGGCGACUCAAGCGAAAGUGUGGGAGGGAGGGCAGAUUCUCGCCUGUGGCUCCUCGCACCUGCCUCUCUGCCGGCGGCUUCCCAACAAGGGAGGAAAAAGGGUCCGGCCUGCCCGCAGUGGUGACGCUCUCCCAGUUAUACUCGCUAGCCAGUCUGGUCCCUUCCUGUGGGGCUGCUGCAGACUUUGGGGCCAGGGUGGAGGGGAAGUCCCUCUCGCAGCUCCUGCCCCAGCUCACAUCUGGGGUGGAGCCGUGUCCCUUCUGGUGGUUCCAUGUGGGCUCCAGGUCCCAGGCAGAGGCACUCCAGUCAGAUUCCUGCUUCACUGUGGCUGUGGUGGUCUGGGAACAAUGCUACAAGUACAAAGAAAAGCAAACCGCUGCACUUGAACCGAACAUGGGUUUUCUUUUCAAAGAAGAGGAGGUUUCUAGUCCACAUGACUGCUGAUAGGCAAAUAACAUUCCUACGGCAAGCUUGGAGACCAGAAGGGCAAGCAGGCAUGGAUGCACAAGUGUGGGGGGCAUUAGGCACCCCAGGGAUGUCUUGUCCCCACCCCAGAGAAUGAGGGGAGCCGUAGUGGGUGUUGCGGAACGUACCCCCUUGCCUCCAGGGUUCUUGGCUGCUGAGGCUGGCUCUGGCCACCCUGGGCUGUUCCAGGCAUCUGGGCUGGCUCGCCUCUUCGGCUCCUCGUCCUCUUGCUGAGCCAGAGAGGAAGAGGAAGGAAAGGGAGACCCCUCAACCGAGCCCCAGAGCCCCCCUUGCAAUGCAGAACGCAAGCAAGUGCUGCCAUAGCCGCUGAGCCCCUCUCCCCGCUUGCUCUGCACGGGGACAGAAGCCUAGCCUCCCAUCUCUCCAGGGAGCUUCUGCGGGCCCCCACUUUCUCUCUCUCUUACCUCCAAACUGCCCCAAUCAUCAUCAUCCCAUUGGUCUCCUGUGCUUCCCUCCUCGGCCACAUCCUCCUCCAGGUCCCACUGCUCAGACGCGGAGAGAGAUGUCUGCUCUGGGGCGGACGGUGGGCCAUCUCCUUUAAAAAAAUAAUAAUAAGGGGUAAAAUGGGGGCUGAUCCUUUUUCAGCCCAAGGGCCGCUUUCUCUACCGGACAACUUUCUGAGGGCCACAUGUCAGUGGUGGAGGGGACCAGAGGCAAAUGUUAAGUAGGCUCAUUUCUACACACUCGGGGGGCCAAGAAGGACCAGUGAGGGUGGAGAGAGCUCCAAGGGCCAGAUAAGAAAGUUCUGGAGAGCCACAUUUGGCCUCUAGGCCUGAGGUAAAGCAUCCAUAUUUGGCCAGCAGUAGAAGCCAUUAGCUAGGGGAAUUACUGUGGUGUACAAAGACACACACACAGAAUAUGGACCUGCUGGUCCGAUACAACACACCUUGCCCCAUUCUACCCCCCCAAGACUCCCAUGGCCUCCACUGACCUGAUUUGGCAGGCCCUGGGGUCGGGCUGGCUGGGGCCCCCUCAGGCGCCUGUUCUGCAGCUUGCAGUGCCCCAGGAUUUGUCCGGAUCAGCUUUGAGGUGAGCGACGAGACCCCCGUCACGGCCCACCCAGCCCAGCUGGCAGCUGCACUUGCCCCUGGGCCAGCCGAGGCAGCCUGGACGUCCUUCUCUAAAGAGAGGGCAGAAGAGGCACUUCAGGUCGGGCCCUCCAAUCCCUGCUCCUCCCUCCCUUGCCCCCGUCCCCAAUGGCAGCUCACCCAGCUCAGAGAGUUGCGCCGGGUCCUCGGAAACGGCUUCCAGUUUGGUCGUGAAGCUCCGCAUAGCUUUGAACGCCUGAGAGAAAGGAUUUUAUCUUGUUGUACACCGCCCUGAGAGCUUGUUGCUAAAGGGCGGCCUAAAAGUGCAAUAAAUAAUAAU
This is a messenger RNA of Rhineura floridana, 10192 nucleotides long. It is a transcript of the gene CDC42BPG, whose product is annotated as CDC42 binding protein kinase gamma. Bases 38 to 4918 code for a protein of 1626 amino acids. Gene Ontology annotation, cellular component: cytoplasm; cytoskeleton. The transcript is spliced from 37 exons. Gene Ontology annotation, biological process: actomyosin structure organization; peptidyl-threonine phosphorylation. The record is from RefSeq and is a predicted model, not a curated record. Gene Ontology annotation, molecular function: protein serine/threonine kinase activity; ATP binding. Lineage: Eukaryota; Metazoa; Chordata; Lepidosauria; Squamata; Rhineuridae.